Molecule: messenger RNA, 2236 nt
Organism: Cololabis saira (Pacific saury)
Lineage: Eukaryota; Metazoa; Chordata; Actinopteri; Beloniformes; Belonidae
Product: E3 ubiquitin-protein ligase DTX3L-like
Exons: 5
Coding region: 294-1964 (556 amino acids)
Biological process (GO): protein ubiquitination; Notch signaling pathway
Molecular function (GO): metal ion binding
Source: RefSeq, a predicted model, not a curated record
AAAUGGAAAAAAAACUUCUAAAAGAAGACUAUUUCCAGUAAAUAAGUAGUAGUAUAAGUAUAAGCUUUGAACAAUAUGUUUUAUAUUUUAUUACAUAUUUUCAGGCUGCGACGGCUUCAGCAAAGGAUACAGAUGAAGUUCUACUCUAUCUCACCUUAAAAUGGUCAGAGUCUGAUGUGCAAAAAAGAAAGAAAACAAGUCUAGAGAAGUCUCUCCAGACUUGGUUCAGCACCAACACCAACAAACUGGAAUGCAAAGUUAAAGAUGUCGGGGAAGACGGGAGUGCUGUGAUAAUGGUUAAACCUGCUCCAGGUGUGAUUGAUCUUCAGAAACUGCACAAUCAACGUCUCAGCCUGAGAGAUGUUCCCCUGGUGACCAUUGUGUCUGUUAAUCUGGCACCAUUAAAACCUGAUGGCCAAACUUCAGGCAAUGCUUCAGUGAGCCCCCGUCCUUCAUCGGUGCUUCAAUCUGGUAAUGCUGUGCAGAUGGUGGAUCAUAGUGAUCCAGCUUCUACAGCAGAUCACACUUCUGAUGAGGACAAAAAGAACCCUCUAGACAAAUGUCUCAUCCCAGUGUUUCAUUUCAUGUAUAUGAGCAACAUCUACAAGGAAGAAAUUGCAAGUAUAGAGAAGAAGCAUGGAGUUAAAAUGGAUGCACAGGCCACUGUGACGUUUUCCUCUGACCGGGAAGAUGACCAACAAAAAGCCCUUACAGAGUUCACAAACCUUGUUCAGACGCACUUAUCUGAAGUCAGUAGCUCAGUUAUCCCAGCCAAGUUUGUCGACUCAGAUCAGUGGAUUAGUGCACUGAAAAUAAGUCAGAAAAAUGAGAACAAGCUCAUGCUUACUAUGUUUUCAAAAGAAAUUACCGUAUUUGGACCAACCCACUGUCAAGAAGCAUUCAGUUCAACCUUAACUGCAACGCACAAAACAAAUGGCACUUUGGAGGAGGAAGACCCUGAACCCCAAGACCCAUCUUUCAAGAUAAAAACGACCUUCAAAGACCGUCUAGCUUAUACAGGGUUGACCAUGGAGGAGAGCACCUGGAAGCUGCUGACUACUCCUUAUGAUAAACAGGUUGCAAAGAUCAAAGAUAAGUUUGAUGUGGACUUUAAAGAGUCCAACAUCAGUGAAGGCAAAGUCAAUGUUAAAGCUUCCUACAAAAGACCUGGAGGAAACGCCUCCAUGGAGGUUCAUGCCAUCAGAGCUCUUCUACAUCUGUACCAGAAGAACGCCACAUCAGUCCUGAACUUCCCUCAGCCCCGGGGUGCCACCGGAUUCAGUAGCUCACUGACAAACAUCGAGAGUGGUAAUGAUUAUUUAGAGACCUCCAGAGGACCUGGGCAGGAUACGCGUUCAACACAGCACGCUACAGCAGGUUCAGGAGAGGGAGCGACAGCAGGAGACAGUAAAGAUGAAAUCUGCCCUAUAUGCAGGGAUCCGUUUACCAAUAAGAAACAACUGAAGUGUAAACAUGAGCUUUGUGAGGAAUGCCUGGAAAAUUUAGAAAAACACAGUGGACCUAUCUGUCCUAUUUGCAAAGAUGUGUUUGGUGUGAUGAUUGGAGACCAGCCGGAGGGAACCAUGACAUGGAAGAAAGAUCCUGUAUCUCUUCCUGGAUUUGGAUGGGAUGGUACCAUAGUCAUCACGUAUCGGUUUCAAAGUGGAAUACAAACGGAAAAGCAUCCAAAUCCUGGACAGCGGUACACUGGUACUGGCAGAACUGCAUAUCUCCCAGACAACAAAGAGGGCAACGAAGUGCUAAAACUGUUGAAGAAAGCGUUUGACCAGAAGCUGAUUUUCACGGUUGGGGAAUCCAGAAUGACUGGGGACAAGAACACGGUGACCUGGAAUGACAUUCACCACAAAACAAGCAUAUAUGGUGGACCGUCGAGCUAUGGAUACCCUGACCCGGAUUAUCUCAAAAGGGUCAAGGAGGAACUAAAGGCUAAAGGCAUUAUGUAAAUUUGACAUCAAGAGAAGUCCAAUUUGACAUUUAUGCAAAUAUAUUUACUCAAAAGUUUAUGUUAAAUGACUGUAAGUAAUGAUCAUAAUAAAUACUUCACAUGAUCUCUAAGGGUUGCUAACUAUGCAAGAAAAACAUGAAGGUGGUAGUAAAAGGCCAAAAAAAAAAAGCUCCUGUUUGUUGUGUCGGUAACAGAAGAAUGAAACUUGUAUUUAAAUGUGAUCUGAUAAAAAAUAUAUUAACUGAUUUACUGGUAAUAAAUGUUGAAAUG